AGAGGAGACCAAAAAAUCAUCAAUCCAUCUCACUCUUCUAUCAUCCACAAGUUUUAAUCUCAGCCGUUCAGUCUCUCUCCGAUCAUGCCGAUCAGAAACAUUGCCGUUGGUCGUGCCGAUGAGGCCACCCGUCCCGACGCCUUAAAGGCGGCGUUGGCUGAGUUUAUAUCAACUAUGAUCUUUGUUUUCGCCGGCUCAGGCUCCGGGAUGGCUUUUAACAAGCUCACUGAAAAUGGAGGCACCACUCCCUCCGGCCUCGUAGCCGCCGCACUUGCACACGCUUUUGGACUCUUUGUCGCUGUCUCAGUCGGCGCCAACAUCUCCGGUGGACACGUUAACCCCGCCGUCACUUUCGGCGCUUUUGUUGGUGGUAACAUCACUCUCCUCCGUGGUAUUCUUUACUGGAUUGCUCAGCUACUCGGUUCCGUCGUCGCUUGUCUCCUCCUAAAGUUCGCCACCGGCGGUUUGGUGGUGCCGGCUUUUGGCCUCUCAGCGGGAGUAGGAGUUUCAAAUGCUUUGGUUUUCGAGAUCGUAAUGACAUUUGGGCUAGUUUACACAGUCUACGCCACCGCCGUUGAUCCCAAGAACGGGAGUCUUGGAACAAUCGCUCCUAUUGCAAUAGGUUUCAUAGUCGGUGCCGAUAUCUUGGCCGGAGGGGCAUUUAGUGGAGCCUCCAUGAACCCCGCUGUGGCUUUCGGACCAGCGGUGGUGAGCUGGUCGUGGAACAACCACUGGGUCUACUGGGCUGGACCUCUUAUCGGCGGUGGAGUCGCCGGACUCAUCUACGAGGUUUUCUUCAUCAACACCACACAUGAACAGCUCCCCACCACCGACUACUGAAUGGAUGUCUCUAUGUUUCUCAUGUGCUACUUAGUUUGUUUUUUUUUUUUUUUUUUUUUGAUUAACCUGGAGGGAUCUCAACUUCCAGGGGACUAACCCCUCGGCGCGAAGUAGCCCAUUUGUUACUAUGGGAAUUAGAUACCCAAUUGCCUGGCCAAACAUUUGUUACUAUGUUUCUCAUGUGCUACUUAGUUUGUUGUCUUUGAAUAUUAAUGUUUUGUUUUUCAGUUUGAGUAAUUUCGUAUCAACAUGGGUUUAUGACCGUCGGAUCUGUUCCGUUGAUUUCUAGAGUGGUAAUUGCAACUAUACUGUGAAUUACCGAUUACGUAUCUAUCUCAUCUUAAGCUUGUCCCAAUUGUAUGCCAUUUUUCCAUCUUGAAUGUCCAUUAUGUCCUUAUCACUUUA
Molecule: messenger RNA, 1245 nt
Organism: Brassica napus (rape)
Lineage: Eukaryota; Viridiplantae; Streptophyta; Magnoliopsida; Brassicales; Brassicaceae
Product: aquaporin TIP1-1
Exons: 2
Coding region: 85-840 (251 amino acids)
Biological process (GO): water transport; transmembrane transport
Cellular component (GO): plant-type vacuole membrane
Molecular function (GO): water channel activity
Source: RefSeq, a predicted model, not a curated record